Messenger RNA from Odontomachus brunneus, 1877 nucleotides. RefSeq lists its product as uncharacterized. Lineage: Eukaryota; Metazoa; Arthropoda; Insecta; Hymenoptera; Formicidae. The transcript is spliced from 4 exons. Bases 368 to 949 code for a protein of 193 amino acids. Gene Ontology annotation, cellular component: extracellular matrix. The record is from RefSeq and is a predicted model, not a curated record.
UGAUUCACAGUCGUGCGUCGUGCAGAGUGCAACACGUUGCGAACGAUAAUCACCACGCACUUCGCACACCCUGUUCGUACACGCAUGUACACGCACACGCGUCAAUCACAAUCCCGCCGAACGUAUCGAUCCGUAUCGUUUCAUCUCACCCUGCCUGUGAAACCGCCGUCGGCGCCGCCGAUAAGGGCCCGCGAGUCGACGACACGGUGAUAUUUCAUCGCGUUCUCCAAGUGGAUGCCGUGUCUUGAGAUCGCGACGAGAUCGAGUGCGUGUUGAUUCCACCGAAGGAUCGUCUCGUUGUUGUUCCUGCUGACGAGUCAGCGCGGUUUUCAGCACGUCGACCCGCAUCAUUUAACGUUGCAGCAACAUGUAUUAUCUGCAGUUGGCCGUGCUCUGCGUGACAGUAGUGAGCGUUAUUGGCGAUUUACCACCGGGCACCAGACGUAACACGUAUCUGCCGCCUGAGCCGACGACGAAGGGCGGUUACACUUAUCCGAAGCCGUCAGUGACAUUCCCUACACGUCCGCAAACCUUCCCGACGCGCCCGACGAUUCCCACCAGACCACCUACGCAGGGCACCUUCCCGACGCAGGGCACUUUCCCGCCAACCAGGCCCAUAAUCAGACCUACCCCGGACUACCCCGGUCAACCGACCGGUAUCAAUGGGAAUACCAUUGGCCAUGACCAUCAUCAUCACGAGCCCGGUAUGCCUUUCGAUUUCAAUUACGCCGUGAAGGAAGACGCCUUCGGCAACGAUUACUCACACAACGCUAUCAGCGACGGUGACAUCGUUCGCGGUGAGUACAGGGUGCAGCUUCCGGACGGUAGGACGCAGGUCGUACGCUACACCGCGGACUGGCAGCACGGCUUCAGCGCCCAGGUCUCCUACGACGGGACACCACGUUACGAUAUCCCUCGGCCGGGUGGUAACUUCAAUCGAGGCUAUUAGCUUUAGCGUCGAGAGCCUAGGGUUGUUCAAUUAUCGUUGAGAAUCAAAACUGCAGCACGAUGGAUCGUCACGCAUACCUGAAAUAGCGAUAUUCUAUAUGAAAAGAAAAACGGAGAAUGAAGAAGAGAGAAAUAAAAAAAGAGAGAAGACAAGGUCGGAGAUGUCAAGAGUGUAUCCUGAGAAAAAAAAAAUGAUAGCCCAUGAAGAGGACAAAUGCCCGCUAUAUCUUUUAUGAUGGCAUCGAUAAUAUCGAUGUUAUGCAGCUUGCGUAUCAGUAUGAUCCAAUCCAUGAAUCGCGACCUCUUCCCUUCCUUCUUUUUUUCCAAGUAGAUAAUAGAAAAAAAGAUGUGAUUAAUCUAUUAUAUUUAAUAUACGUUAUGUAAUAAUUAUCAUCUUUAUAACUCUGAUUAUUUUGGAGACAGAUUAGCUCGCGAAUUAUGAAAGAUUGAAUCGCACUGAUCUAUAUAUUAAACUCCCACGAUAAAAUCGUGACGUUAGCACACUGCUUUGUGAUAAAAAUUACGCAGAUGAAAGAAAAAAAAGAUCAAUAGACACGAAAUAGACAUAUUUUCUUUCUGUUAAUACCAUCUCGCUUCGCUUCGAAUACAGAAAUAUUUUACCUUUGAUUCUGAUGUUAGUAUAGACAAGUAUUGCUUAUCAAUAUUAUACAAACAAAAUAAUUUACGAUUAUGAGUGAACUAUGUAAUGAAGCAACUGUAAACAGUUAUAUAUAAUCGCGCACGUUUGUUGUAUAAAACUUAAAAGUAGUAUUAACGUCCUCUUUUUCUUGAAAAUGCCAGAUUUACACAAAUAGAAAUAUCUUUACAAUCAACCCUAGUUUCGACUGAUAAAUAUAAAUGGAUAUAUUAAGAAAAAAAUACUGCAAUGUCAAAUGUUCAACUCAAUAAAAUCUAUAUACCAUACCAAA